AACAAAUGCAAAUGUGCAGUCGAUGUGUGGAAUGCGACAACAUUAUACUCGAUAAUUUCAAUUAUUGCGAGUGUUGUGGCUUAGAAACAAUUAGGCAGUUAAGAAUAAACAAGGCUCGGGCACUAUCAAACCUUUUUCCUAAAAAGCAAAAAGCUGCUUCUGCUGCUUCACAAGAUUUAUUUGAUGACUUUCAGGUUGAUAACGAAGAGUUGACGCUAAUCGAGGAUUCAUUGAUGAUUGAUGAUGCUUCUUCGGACAACAAGAAAAAACAGCUACUGUCAGUCAGCAGUGAUGAUGCUUCUUCGGACAACAAGGAAAAACAGCUGCUAUCAGUCAGCAGUGAUUUUAUUUCUUUAGAAGAAGAAGAGAAAGAAAACAUAGCAAAUGGCGGGCAGACCCCCGAAAAAACGUAA
This is a messenger RNA of Ostrinia nubilalis (European corn borer), 413 nucleotides long. RefSeq lists its product as uncharacterized. Lineage: Eukaryota; Metazoa; Arthropoda; Insecta; Lepidoptera; Crambidae. The record is from RefSeq and is a predicted model, not a curated record. Bases 6 to 413 code for a protein of 135 amino acids. The transcript is spliced from 3 exons.